AUGUCAGAAUCUGUUGCCGAGACGCGGCCUGCCGACGAAGGCACGUCCACUCCCGCCGUCACCGAAGGCACCCCGGCCGUCACGGAAGACGCCGCGACGCCCAUCUCUCGCGACGAGGACCCCAAGUCCAGAAGGGUGUCUCUUGCCGACCUGAGCGCCAAGGGCACCGCGCUGUACGCCCACAAGCAGUACGAAGACGCCGCCGAGAUCUUUUCCCGCGCCAGCGUGUUGCAGGCCGAACUGAACGGCGAGACGGCCCCAGAGAACGCCGAGAUCCUGUUCCACUACGGCCGCAGCCUGUUCAAGGUCGGCCAAAGCAAGAGCGACGUGCUCGGCGGCUCCGCCGCGCCUGACAGGCAGAAUGCUGCCACCGCCGCCGGCAGCUCGAGACCAGCUGCGCCCGCGGAGACGGGAGCCCAAAAGGUGACGCGAGAAUGCGUCGCCGACACUGCUGGUGCUGGUGCGCAGGCUGUCGACGCCCCCGAGGACAAGGACGGCGACAGGGCCAAGGAGGGUGCACCCGACGAGAAGAAGCCGCUGUUCCAAUUUACCGGCGAUGAGAACUUUGACGACUCAUCCGACGAAGAGCCGCAAGAAGAAGCACCCGAGGAAGAAGACGACGACCUGGCCACGGCCUUUGAAAUCCUGGAUCUCGCCCGCGUCUGCUACCAAAAGCAACUGGAGCAAUUGGAAAAGGACGACGAGGCCGGCAAGGGGAAGGAAGCUGCCCAAGAUUCCCCAUCGGUCCGGCACAUCAAAGAGCGCCUUGCCGACACGCAUGACUGUCUGGCCGAAAUCUCCCUCGAAAACGAGCGAUACCCCAACGCCAUCGAGGACGGCCGCACCUCGCUCAACUACAAAUUACAACUCUACCCCGAGGACUCGGAAAUCAUCGCCGAGGCGCACUACAAGCUCUCCCUCGCGCUGGAGUUUGCGUCGGUGACCACGGCCGACGACGAGGGCAAAAACGCCAAGCGCGAAGCCAUGGACCAGGGCCUCCGCGACGAGGCCAUCGAGGAGAUGGGCCUCGCCAUCAAGAGCUUCAAGCUCAAGAUGCAGAACAAGGAGGUCGAGGUGGCCGUCAUGGCGUCGCCCGAGGACAACGACCUCGCGCGAAAGGCCAUUGUCGAAAUGAAGGAGGUCCUCGCCGAUAUGGAACAGCGGGCAUGUCAAAGCUUCCCUCCUAGACGCGCCUGUUUGGUCGAUUUGAAAAAGGACCCCAUCGACGCCUCCGACCUCCUCGGCGGGCCGCAAGCCAACGCCUUGGGGGGUCUUUUCGGCGCCGCCCUGGGCGAGACCGCCGCCGAGACGAGGGCCCGUGUCGAGGAGGCCAAGAAGACAGCAAUCGACCUGACGGGCCUGGUGCGCAAGAAGAAGGUCAAGCAGGGAGAGGAGCCGGAGCCGGAGCCGGCGGCGCCCGCCACAAAUGGGAAGCGAAAAGCAGAGGAGGCAUCGGAGACCGCCGAGUCUCCUAAGAAGGCCAAGGUCGAGAAUGAGCCCGACGAGGUAAAGGAGUGA
Metarhizium album ARSEF 1941 is the source of this 1518-nucleotide messenger RNA. RefSeq names its product histone H1-binding protein. Lineage: Eukaryota; Fungi; Ascomycota; Sordariomycetes; Hypocreales; Clavicipitaceae. Gene Ontology annotation, cellular component: nucleoplasm. The transcript has 4 exons. The coding region runs from base 1 to 1518 and encodes 505 amino acids. The record is from RefSeq and is a predicted model, not a curated record. Gene Ontology annotation, biological process: DNA replication-dependent chromatin assembly; CENP-A containing chromatin assembly. Gene Ontology annotation, molecular function: histone binding.